Messenger RNA from Symbiodinium sp. CCMP2592, 1289 nucleotides. The record is from the annotation of a GenBank genome assembly. NCBI's taxonomy places the organism in Eukaryota, Dinophyceae, Suessiales, Symbiodiniaceae.
GAUGGAGCACGAAGGGCCAGGAAAGGGGAGAAGGAAAAGAGAAAGGCCAGGAAAAGGGCAAAGGAAAAGACCAGGAAAGCACCGAGAAGGACCACAAGGGAAAGGGAAAAGCGAAAGGCCAGGAAAAAGGAAAGGAGAAGGGCCAGGAAAAGGGCGAAGGAAAAGGCCAGGAAAGUACCGAGAAGGGCCAGGAGAAGGGAAAAGGAAAGGUGAAAGGCCAGGACAAGGGCAAGAGGAAAGGCCAGGAAAGCACCGAGAAGGGCCAAGAAAAGGGGAAAGGACAGGAGAAAGGUCAGGAAAAGGGCAAAGGGAAAGCCCCGGAGAGCCCCGAGAAGGGCCAGGAGAAGGGAAAAGGAAAGGAAAAAGGCCAGGAAAAGGGCCAGGAAAAGGGCAAAGGGAAAGGCAAGGAAAGCACCGAGAAGGGUCAGGAGAAGGGAAAAGGAAAGGAAAAGGGCCAGGAAAAGGGCAAAGAGAAAGGCCAGGAAAGCACCGAGAAGGGCCAGGAAAAGGGAAAAGGAAAGGUGAAAGGCCAGGAAAACACCGAGAAAGGCCAAGAGAAGGGGAAAGGAAAGGAGAAAAGCCAAGACAAGGGCAAAGGGAAAGGCCAGGAGAGCACCGAGAAGGGCCAGGAGAAGGGAAAAGGAAAGGACAAGGGCCAGGAAAAGGGCAAAGGAAAAGGGCAGGAAAGCACCGAGAAGGGCCAGGAGAAGGGAAAAGGAAAGGAAAAGGGCCAGGAAAAGGGCAAAGAGAAAGGCCAGGAAAGCACCGAGAAGGGCCAGGAGAAGGGAAAAGGAAAAGAAAAGGGCCAGGAAAAGGGCAAAGAGAAAGGCCAGGAAAGCACCGAGAAGGGACAGGAAAAGGGAAAAGGAAAGGAGAGCACCGAGAAGGGCCAGGAGAAGGGAAAAAGACAGGAAAAAGGCCAGGAAAAGGGCAAAGGGAAAGCCCAGGAGAGCACCGAGAAGGGCCAGGAGAAGGGAAAAGGACAGGAAAAAGGCCAGGAAAAGGGCAAAGGGAAAGCCCAGGAGAGCACCGAGAAGGGCCAGGAGAAGGGAAAAGGACAGGUGAAAGGCCAGGAGAAGGGCAAAGGGAAAGGCCAGGAGAGCACCGAGAAGGGCGAGGAGAAGGGAAAAGGGCAGGAGAAGGGAAAAAGGAGAGGAAAAAGGCCAGGAGAAGGGCAAAAGGAAAGCCCAGGAGAGCACCGAGAAGGGCCAGGAAAAGGGGAACGGAAAAGAGAAAGGCCAGGACAAGGGCAAGGGGAAAGGCCAGGAAAGCACCGAGAAGGGUGGUAA